CGAGGCGCGCGCACGCUCGCGCACCCCGUCGCCAGUCCCGGAGCCGCUCGCGGCCGGCUCCGCGCCGCAUCGUUGGGUGCAUAGCCUCGUAGCGCGGCGGCCUUUCCGCAGCCGAGCGACAGCAGCGGUUCAGGACAAAGAGGAGUGGACAGGCCGCUGGGCCGGCUGGUGCCAUCAUGUCAGAGAAAGUGAACAACUUCCCACCAUUGCCCAAAUUCAUCCCGCUCAAGCCAUGUUUCUACCAAGACUUUGAGGCGGAUAUCCCUCCUCAGCAUCUCAGCAUGACCAAGCGCCUCUACUACCUCUGGAUGCUGAAUAGCGUAACGCUGGCCGUGAACCUGGUGGGCUGUCUCGCGUGGCUGAUCGGAGGCGGGGGAGCUACCAACUUUGGCCUCGCCUUUCUCUGGCUCAUCCUCUUCACACCCUGCUCCUACGUCUGCUGGUUUCGGCCCAUUUACAAGGCCUUCAAGACUGACAGCUCCUUCAGCUUCAUGGCAUUCUUCUUCACCUUCAUGGCCCAGCUGGUCAUCAGCAUCAUCCAGGCUGUGGGCAUCCCAGGCUGGGGUGUCUGCGGCUGGAUCGCUACCAUUUCCUUCUUCGGAACGAACGUUGGCUCAGCGGUGGUGAUGCUCAUUCCCACUGUCAUGUUCACGGUCAUGGCUGUCUUUUCCUUCAUUGCCCUCAGCAUGGUUCAUAAAUUCUAUCGGGGCAGCGGGGGGAGUUUCAGCAAAGCUCAGGAGGAGUGGACCACAGGGGCAUGGAAGAACCCGCACGUGCAGCAGGCGGCCCAGAAUGCAGCCAUGGGGGCGGCGCAGGGUGCCAUGAGUCAGCCGCACACUCAGUAUUCUGCCACCCCCAACUACACAUACUCCAAUGAGAUGUGAACGAGCCAAGCCUACCAGAAGCUGGCUGGGGGCCGGUGGAACGGGGGCUCAAGCCACACGUAGUGGUGACCAAGCAGGGUUCCCCCUUCCCUUUUUCUCCUCCUCCACUUUGUACAAAGAAUCAGAGUUAUAUAUAUAUAUAUGUAUAUCCUCUCCCCCACACCCUUGGAUUCACGUGGAGCUGUCCCGUGCGGUGAUAGCUGUGUCUGUGUCCCCUUGUGAAUAGUGUGCAGUGAAGGUCUCUGUUGUUGUGGUGCUAGAUGUAUGUUUAGAACUAAACCAGCCCCCCACCCUCCACCAGGCUGCCCCCUCUGACCUUGGCCCAGGGACCCUUCAUGGGGCAGGGGGAGGCAUAGCAGAAGAGCCUGGCCCCCUCCCAAGGGUUAUGAGCUGAAACUUUCCACUUUUGGUCUUACUGGGAAGCAGCAGUAUUUAGAACUCAUGGGGAUGGUAGGGGGGGAGAGUGGAGACCUGCAGAGGAUCUUCUUUUGCUCCUUCUGAUCCAGGUCUCUCCCCGCCACCACCCCCAACCUCCUCCUCCCCUCCUCUCUUCCUGCUGUCAGAUUCCUGUGGUCCCUUCUCCUGCCCAGGGUCUCUCUCUUCUCUAUGUGGCUUUUCUUUGUCUUCUCCAAGGUUGAGUGUCCCAGUUGUAUCUGCUCCUGAGACUGAGCCCCUUCCCAGAUCAAGGAAGCAGACAGGGGAGCUGAGCCUUAGCCCUGAUGUGGGAGGGCCCACAGCCGGAGAUACGGAGCCCACCUGGGUACCUGAAUCCCAGGGGAUGGAAAUGCAAGGCAGCCUCCUCUCUUCCCUGCCUUGCCUUCCCCUCCUUCUCUUCCCAGAGCCCCGUUGAGCCCCGUCUGCCUAUGUCCCGGCUGUGGCCUGAUUCUCCUACCCUACCCCUACUGUGUUCUAGGUGGCAUCUGCCAUCCAUAAGGGCAGAUUCCACUGCCUUCCCUGAAGAGCUGGGUAGUGUCCAGGCAAUUUUCAGGUGUAAAGGUGCAGCUGGAGCAGAGGGUAUGUAAAUAAGUACUGGUCCCUGGGUGUCGUUUGGUUGGCUCAAGCCCACUGGGCAGGUGCUAGGUGUCUCUGAAUGACCACUGGAUUCCUGGGAGCAAUAGCUGUUCUGUUUGGGUCUGAUAGAAGGGAUAGGCUCAGAGGGCUGGUUCUGGAGGGAAGAUCAGAGGAGAAGGCAGGCAGGGCCCGGUGAGAGGGGAUCAUGCAUCCCCCCCACCCCAGCUCACUCUUGGCCAUAGGGCAGUUCUGGGCACUUGAACUCAAGGCCCAGGAAGAAGCACAGGCCCAAUCCUAUGUGGAAGCACAAUGGCUGGAAUGUGAUUUCAGUUUAGGUGGGGUGGGAGGGGAGAUUGUCUGGCUCUUGUUUUUUUUCAAAUCAAGAUUACUUGCUUCCCUCUGCCUACUAGACUUGAUUCUUGGCCCUUCCUCACCCUGUCAGCAACCCCUUUCCUUUCCAGGACAGUGACUGCAGGCCUGUUCUGUCCCAGGCAUUGUGAGAAUGUUGUUGGUAGAGGCCCUGGCUCUCUUGGAGGCCUGGAGGGGAGUGGGUUCUCACCCAAGGAGCAGCUCCCCAUUUCUCACUCACUGCCCCCACCUCCCACCUGGGCUAUUUGGCUUGAAAAACCAAACCCCGCCUGGCCACUCUGGGUGGCUCCAGCUUAGAACCCAACACCUGGAUUUCCAGGUGCCAUCCUGAGCUUUGAGCUCCAGGUACUUCAUUUUCCUGUAAGGGGAGCCAGGGCCUCUGGGAAGUUAUCUUCCUAAUGGUCCCUUAGGCUUGGGCCAGAAUGUGAUUGGCUCUCUCCUCCACCACUUUCUCUGCAGAAAGCAGUUGUCACAGCCCCUAGUACCUGAAAAGAGACCCUAGGUCUAGGUUCUUCCUCCCGUUUCCUUUCUCCCCUCCCAGCCCUCUGGCUCCCUUUCUCUUUGUCUCUCUGGUAACUCCAGGAGGCCUGUGGUCCAGCUGCCAGCCCAGCAUUCUUGACCUGUUGGAUGCCACCUCCAGUCGAUUUCCUGUCCUACCUGCCCUUUCUCUUUCCUGGCUCAGACCUGUAUGGCCAUGCCCUGGCUCUGCCCUUAGGAAGACCUGCUACCUGUGUGUGGCCCAGCUUGUCCAGGCCCUGGGAUGCUGCAUCUCCAGGCAACUAUGCACUUUCCUGGGGAGGGAGCCAGUACAAGAAGUGGGGGCUGGGCACAGAUUCAUCUCUGCUGGAUGGUCUGGCUUGAGGGUUGGGUGGAAGAAGGCCCAGGUCAGUCUGGGAAUCCUCAGGUCUUUGGCCAGCCAGUCACCUGCUUUUGCAUUCUGCUGGUGCCCCCUGCCCCUCUUUGUUUCUGGGAGACACAGACCAUUCUCCAACUGGCAGUUGACCUGCCUGAGCCAAUGUGUCUGUCAGUGGUAACUGAAUGAACCAUAAUAAAGGGGAACAUUUGGCCCUCUGUGUC
Balaenoptera musculus (blue whale) is the source of this 3341-nucleotide messenger RNA. RefSeq names its product secretory carrier membrane protein 5 (gene SCAMP5). Lineage: Eukaryota; Metazoa; Chordata; Mammalia; Artiodactyla; Balaenopteridae. The record is from RefSeq and is a predicted model, not a curated record. The transcript is spliced from 7 exons. Bases 177 to 884 code for a protein of 235 amino acids. Gene Ontology annotation, biological process: protein transport. Gene Ontology annotation, cellular component: recycling endosome membrane; trans-Golgi network membrane.